This is a messenger RNA of Anneissia japonica, 1140 nucleotides long. Its product is annotated as ribonuclease P protein subunit p29-like. The record is from RefSeq and is a predicted model, not a curated record. Gene Ontology annotation, cellular component: ribonuclease P complex; ribonuclease MRP complex. Gene Ontology annotation, molecular function: ribonuclease P RNA binding. The transcript has 7 exons. Bases 139 to 822 code for a protein of 227 amino acids. Gene Ontology annotation, biological process: rRNA processing; tRNA 5'-leader removal. Lineage: Eukaryota; Metazoa; Echinodermata; Crinoidea; Comatulida; Comatulidae.
GUCUGGUUUGUACAGUAAAAUAACAAAAUACUAGUCUUGACAAUAAUGAUAAUAGUCAGAGAGUGAUUAUUGCAGAGCGGGGCAAGUUUGUGACUAACACAGUAGAGUUAUGUCAGAUGUAAAAGUCUGGAGAAAAAGAUGAGUGGCAACGUUACAGCAUCCGAUUUCUAUAGAGGCUUAUCACAGAAUAUUCGACUGGAUCAUGACGUGGAUAUACAGGAAGCAGAGAAACCAAAAAAAUUUGUGCGCAGUUUUAUGACGCAAUAUGUUCCACAGAAGUGCCAUCCAAUUCUAGAAGAAGUUCUGACGACCACAAGAGUAGCUGUGGAUGUCACAAGAACUAGCAAAAGGAAGGGAAAGUCCUCUAAGGGCAGGCAGAAGAGAUUGUCAUCUAAACAGAGAAAAGCACUAAAGUUGUUUGAUAUUCCAAAAGAACAGCAAAGGUAUGAUAUGUAUAUUCCUCUCCAUCAGCUGUGGCUUGAUUAUAUCAAAGAAUAUAUGCAGACACACCUUGUAAAACAAGAUAUGAAACAAUUUGAAGCAAAACUCCUAAAAGCAGAUCUUCAUGGAUGUAUCUUGACAGUAACAAAGUCAAAGUGCCCGUCAUAUAUAGGUUUGUCAGGUAUUCUACUUCAAGAAACAAGACACCUUUUUAAGAUUGUCACCAAAGAAGAUAAACUUAAAUCAAUUCCAAAAGGUAACUCUGUCUUUACAUAUGAAUUCUGUGGUCAUGUGGUGGACAUUUUUGGCAACCAGUUUAAGCAGAAAUCAAGUCAAAGAUCAGCAAGGAGAUUUAAGACAAAACCAACAAUAGAUUUAUGAGUCUGUUAAAAAAGAAUUUGCAAGAAUUAACUACUGCAUGAAUGUUGAGACAUCAGUGUUAAGCCAUCCGUAUCAAAGAUGUUUUACACUGUGUGUGUUUCCUGCAACUGUCAGUAGAAGUCUUCUUCCGUCGGCUUCUGACACCAAUGAUGCAACAUGCACCAGACUACUAAACAUGAGUAAGAUUUUAUACAUGAUUUUCUAGAUGUAGAUUUCUAGAAUUUUAUUUUAUAUAAUAGCAUCCUGCCUCUUCUGUAUGCCUGGAUUUAAGUUUUGUUACCAGUGAUGAUGUGAAUAAAUGUAUGUAAUGUGAUAACA